This is a messenger RNA of Paramuricea clavata, 18994 nucleotides long. The record is from the annotation of a GenBank genome assembly. Lineage: Eukaryota; Metazoa; Cnidaria; Anthozoa; Malacalcyonacea; Plexauridae.
AUAGUGUUAAAAUUAUCACAAUGCACGAUAUCUUCUAAAAUACUAUGAAAAUUUAGUAACGUUUCACCACGAAAUAGCCAUUUCGAAAUUACGUGAAAUAUGAGCCGUUGUCAUGGUAAUGACUUCUGUCGAACCAUUUUAAUGGUGCUUUAAUCAGUAAGUGAAGGCAGCUUUUAUACUUUUUAUCUAAUACAUGGUUCACCCAAACAAUGACCGAAUCAGCGUUUGAAAAUUCUCCCAGUGGCACAGGUAAGCUUACAUUAUUUAAUGUGAGAACUGGAGGAUUUAGUAGACCUUAGUCUAAGCAUUAGUAGGGCUCAGGACUCUGUUUGUUUAUAAAUUAUCACAAAUGUCUAACAAAGCGUCGUAGCAAACAUUAUGUUAACAGUAGAUUAACUUAGUCUACAGACAGAAGUAGCUGCUUGUUCGUAUCAAUACCUGCUGACAAAUACGUGCGACUGUGUUGCACUCUUCUGCCAAAUGCUUUAAAUUUUUAAUGGCCGAAAUCUUUAAUUAUACUAAUCAGUAAUAUGUGUUAUUACUGUUAUACAUAUACAGUAUAUAAUGCAUCACUUCGGUUUUACAGCUAUCAAAGAGCCCAGAUUUGCCAGGGCAUUUAAAGUAUAUACUUGAGCAAAUAAACUGUGAAUCUUAGGAAAGUUGUAAUCAUGCAAUCUUUCAAUGAUGUUCGUAUCACAGUAGUUGUGAUUAGAUAAGUAGCGUUGCUUAGUAGCCUACCAAGUCCAAGUAAGUCCAAGUCGUAUAUAUGUUUACGCACAUGAGAUGAACGCACUCGCCGCACUUGUAGACAAGAGUCAGGUACAAGUUAGUUGGAUAUCAAUGGAUUUAAUACUGAAGCAAGUUCCGCCAACACCAGUAACAUCACAAAAUAACAGAGCUGCAUACAGUAUGUUGAAGUAACACAUGUAUUUCAAGUAUUACUUAAUUUAAGUUGAGGGAAGAGUCCGGAAGAUUUUACUAGUUUCUAGCUCAUUCGUCUGACACUCAGGCUACUAGUUUCGGGCUGAAACGAUUUUCUAAGAAAUGUUUUGUAGGCUGAAGUCCUGAACUGGGUGAAUUUGCACGAUUUUGCCUUUCUACUUCACACAGGACGCGUGAAAUUGUUUAACCGAAUUCAUAUUCGAUACGGGAAACUCGUCUACGAUAUCCCGUCAGAAUAUAAAUUUGUGGAAAGAAAUCCGUCUGAAAUUUUAUAUAUAUACUGUAGAUUUUUAUAUAAUACCUUAUUGAAUUCUGAUCGUUUAAUGGUCACGUGAUAUUGAAUAGAAAAUUCCAUUUCCCAAGAGUGCAAUAGAAUACGUUCCAUUGCACUCUUGCGAGUGCAAUAGACCUUUCCCCUUUUAAGUGAGAUUUUGAUCUAGACUAGUCUGGAUUUCUAGUCAGCUUGAAAGAGCAUCGCAAAAUUAGUAAUAUUCCGAAGUUUCGUUGCAAAAUGUUGUAAAAUGCGGAUAAUAUAGCCUUGCGAAGUUUGCCGUUUUUCAGUCAUUUUGAUUACAAAGGAGAAAAUUAAUAAUCAGAUGAUAAAACUGAUUAUCAAUUUCCCGUUUGUAAUGCAAAAUGACUGAAAAACGGCAAACUUCGCAAGGCUAUAUUGGCCGCAUUUUACAACAUUUCGCAACGAAACUUCGGAAUAUUACUAAUUUUGUGAUACUCUUUCAAGCUGUAAUGAAAUUUUUGUCUAAUUUUUGUCUUGUAGUUUUUAAAAUUUCUUGACUCAACAAAUUUGGGAUCAUUUUUUACAAACGAAAUUUUUCUACAAACGUAGAUCAAGCUAUGGUCACUUAUUCCAACAUGCAAUACUCCUGAGUGCGAAAUCUUUUCAGGAUUGUUUACAAGAGCGACAUCCAAAAGAGAAGCUGUUUUUUCGGUAAUUCGUGUAGGCUGGUCAAUCAACUGUGUCAGCUGGAAUAUAUUAACUAUAUCAUUAAAACGCUUAGUGUGAUUGCUUAAAUUGUUGGAUAAAAAAUCACAAUUUAAAUCGCCAACGAUAAUUAGUUCUUUAUGAGUUCGUUGUCAAGGUUUUGAAAUCAGUAAUACUUCAAUUUUAUCAAGGAAUUCAAUUUGCGAAUUCGGUGGCCUAUAUGCAGAUGCAACUAAGACAGGUUUAGAUUUAGGCUUAAUAAUUUCGAGGCAAACAGCCUCGACGUCCUCUGGGACUAAAUCAUCUCUAUCAAUUACGUUCAAAAUACUGCGAUGGUAAAUUGCAACACCGCCUCCUUGCCGAUUACGAUUUUUGGCAACCAUAUCGUAACCGGGUAUACUAACAGUAUCUGUACUAAUUGUUUCAUCCAAACGAGUUUCGUUAAUGCUCAAAACAUCGAGUGGCUCUUUUUCCAAGUAUAUUUUUAAUUCAUCAACAUGCUUGACUAACGAAGCGAUGUUUAAAUGCCCAACUCUAAAUCCUUUCAAAGAUUGUAAAAAUGUAAUGCUAUUUUCACACUUUGUUUGUGGAAUAAUCUUCUCAAUGGAGCAACUUGGCUCUUUUGGUUCGGUAUCGGAAAUUUUGCUGUAAAGAGUUGGAUGGAACAUUCCAUCUUUCACCUUGUAUAAUAUAUUAUUUUUAUAUGUUUAUCUCGAUAAUUCUAUUUCCAGUUUUCCCUUGCUUGGCAACACUUUAAUGCUUUAUACGUCUCAUUUAUGUAUCCGACUGAAUGCGUUCCACGUCUAGACGAGAUUCCCUAAAACUUGUGUUUGUUUGGACGGACUGCACGCCGCGUCGCCCGCCGCACACGAGUGCACUUGUCGCGCGUACUUGUUAUUCGUGACAAGUUGGAUCGACAAAAUUUCCUCAUGUGCGGGCAACAUUUACGGCAUUUUCGUCAUUCGUGACAUGUAAACCAAAUAUCAAACAUGUUUGAUAUUUUUCGACAUUCGUGACAAAAAAAAUUUUGUGUGCGGCGAGCAAACGACAAGCGCGCCUGAAUAGGAAAAUUUGCGCAUGCGUUCAACUCGCGGAAUUAAAAACAAGACCCGAGCUCGUGAUUUUGAUCCGCCAUGUUGUUUUUAAUUCUGCAAGUUGCACGCAUGCGCAAAUUUUCCUAUUCAGGCGCGCUUGUCGUUUGCUCGCCGCACACGAGAAUUUUUUUGUCACGAAUGACGAAAAAUAUCAAACAUGUUUGAUAUUUGGUUUACAUGUCACGAAUGACGAAAAUGUCGUAAAUGUUGCCCGCACACGAGGAAAUUUUGUCGAUCCAACUUGUCAUGAAUAACAAGUACGCGCGACAAGUGCGCUCGUGUGCGGCGGGCUUAAAGGCUAAUUUCCACUCAGGAAAAUUAUCCGUGGAUUGGAAAGGACAAAAAAAUGUUUCUUUGUGUUAAAGUCAUUAGUUCCAACCCAGAGCUCACAAGACAAAGAAAACUUUUUUUUGUCCGUUCCAAUCCACGGAUAAUUUUCCUGAGUGGAAGUUAGCCUUAACCGUCAAACCAUCUAUUUGGACGGAAAAGUUAGAUGAAACGGUUGAGACGGAAAACUCGUCUGUUGCCAGGUUUACAUUAGACAAGUUUCCCGUCUUAGACAUGCGCGCGCGAGUUUCCCGUCUUAGACAAGUUUCCCGUCUUAGACAAGUUUCCCGUCUUAGACAAGUUUCCCGUCUUAUAGACAAGUUUCCCGUCUUAGAUAAGUUUCCCGUCUUAGACAAGUUUCCCGUCUUAGACAAGUUUCCCGUCUUAAACAAGUUUCUCGUCUUAGAUAAGUUUCCCGUCUUAGACAAGUUUCCCGUCUUAGACAAGUUUCCCGUAAUCUAGUACGCGGACGUGACAAAAACACACUCUAAAUUCGCAGUGUCAGCAACAUGGGUAAAAAAUAUGGAUUGUUUUUGUCAACAAGGAAGGAUACAGGUGAAAAACAAAUUUAAACUGGUGACAAAUCCAAAGGAAAAGCGUAAGUAACUGUCUUUUUGUCACGUCCGCGUACUAGAUUUAGUUCAUCUUAAGUUCGCUAAUAAUUUCCCGUCUAGGACGAGCUUCCUGUCUGAAUCUGAAAUUCGGCUACUAAAUCAUAUAGGCGAAUUCCAAUGUGAACAUGACUGGAUGAUUUUCCGUAGGAUUCCGGAUUCGUCCUGUGACUAGUCUCUCGUAAAUGUAAUCGCAAUUUAAACAUGUAUGUGAUCCCAUCAGUAUAGUAAUAGGUAUGAGAUAUUUAAUGACAAUAUAUGGCUAUACUGCGCACUGAGCAACGACAGUGCUGGCUUGUGUCGUUUCGUUGUAAAACGAGUAAAGCGGUUAUCUUGUACUUCUUGUGGUUUAAUCCGGGCUCGUGUUAGCUGGUGUAUAUGUAAUAUUCCACCUCUAUUUAUGUAAAUGUAUAAAAUUCACACUUGAAAUUUCCAUCUACAAAAACCCUUCAACAAUUAGUUCUAUAUCGAGUGAGAUAGUUCUAUAUCGAGUGAGAUGCCCCAAAUCUGCGUAUUUGCGGAAUAAUGCGUGUAUAAGGGGAAACAAGAUAAACGGAAGAAAGAUGAUUUUGAGAAAUCGCGGGAUACGACAUGAGAAAAAUAUAUUACUGGGAUAUACAUCAGAUGGGAUUUGAGAACGACAUGCAGCAGGCAUUUGCUGUUACAUUGCUUUCUGGGGCCGGUUGUAUAAAAAAGUGAUUAAAGUUAACUAUAAUUAAGUGCAAACGUCAUCCAAUAAGAAGCGCGUAUUUGAGAGUUAAUCACUAUUUAACUACAAAAUAUUGAUUAAAAAAGUGAUUAAGAGUUUUAUACAACCUGCCCCAGGUGAUUCACAGCCUUUCAGAACCGCGUUCUACUCCUUCACACAUUUGAGUCUACAGUUAGUAUAGAAACUACAGAAAACUUGGCGUAAUGUUCUCCGUUCACAAGGGAAUCAGGAGAGAACAACUGUCCUGUUGACAAAAACGCUGAAACAAUAUGAAAACGCUAUGCAGUGCAUGCAUGGGAAGGUAGCCACAGAUAGGUCAUGCAUCGCGCAAAAUGAUGAUAUUUCUACAUCAGCCAUGUAGGUCCAUGCAGUAGCCAGACUAGCCUAUUGCGGCACUAAUAUUAAUCUACAUCUACAUCUAUCUACAUCUAUAUUUAUUAAGUCGGUAAAAUCCUUUCGAAUAUCACACCAACUAUUUAUAACUAUACCUAUUCUAAAAAUCUAUAUUUACAACAAUAUUUACUAUUAUUAAAAAGUUAUUAAAAAGAAUUGCUUAAAUUGUUUCUAAACUGGAGGAGGUCCUCUGAGCUCACAAUUUCUUCGGGAAGUAAAUUCCAUUCCCUAAUCGUGCGAGGAAAAAAGGAAAAUUUAAAAACAUCUUUGGUAGUUUUUGGGACUCUAUAUUUAUAGCUAUGACUGCCACGAGUCCUGGUCUCAUUAUUUACCAGCAAGUAAUUAUUUGUUUCAACGUCUACAAGAUUCCGAGAGAGUUUGUACAACGAUGUCAAUCUAGCUUUCUUUCUUCUAACUUCUAAACUUUCCCAAUUUAGAUCUUCAAUCAUAUCAGUGACACUUGACAUAGGAUUGUAGUUCUUGGAACAGAAACGCGCUGCUUUUCUCUGCACUCUUUCCAAAGCCACUUUGUCCUUGUUAGUGUAAGGAUCACAGGCUGUUGAUGCAUAUUCUAGCUUGGGUCGUACAAUGGAUUUGUAUGCUGUUUCUCUCACUUUCGUGGGGCAAUUCCACAGAUUACGUCGCAUCACACCAAGAACUUUCGUUGCUUUACUUGCCACCGAAGAGACAUGGUGAUUCCAUUUUAAUUUACUAGUGAAAGUAAUGCCCAAGUAAGAUAUUUCUUCCACUUGAUCUAGCUCUACUCCACAAAACAAAUACCGCUUUUGGGGAGGAUGCUUUUUAUUGGAAAUGCAUAAGAUUUUGCAUUUUGAGGGGUUGAAUUCCAUCUGCCAUAGAUUUUGCCACUGUUCUAGCUUAUGUAGAUCAUCCUGUAGGCGGUCACAAUCUGAAUCACUCGUAAUGACACCAUAUAAUAAGGCAUCAUCAGCAAAAAGUUUCACAGUUGACUGCAAGUUGUCCGACAAGUCAUUAAUGUACAAUAAAAAUAGGAGCGGGCCAAGCACUGUCCCUUGGGGAACUCCUGACGUCACAAGUAGGGGGGUAGAUGUUUUGCCUUCACAGACAACAGACUGAUAACGUUGUGAAAGAAAAGACUCGAACCAAUCAAGUAACUCUCCAGAAAUUCCAUAAUAAUACAGUUUCCUCAAAAGUCGUUGAUGGGGUACCUUGUCAAAAGCUUUCGAAAAGUCCAAGACUGCAACAUGUGUUGACUCACCACGUUGAAUUGUAUUCGCCAGAUCAUGUAUAGUUACAAUAAGUUGGGUUUCGGUUGAUUUUUUUGCCCUAAAUCCAUGUUGGCAGUCCGUUAGCACGUUGUUUUGUUGCAAGUAUUUCAUAACAUGACUGUGAAUUAUAUGUUCCAAUAUCUUAGAGGCAAUACAAGUCAGAGAAAUAGGUCUAUAAUUAACCGGAUCUGAUUUUUUCCCUGUUUUGAAGAUCCCACAUAUAUUUGCAUUUUUCCACUUAGAAGGCACGAUUCCUGUGUCUAUGGAGCAUUGAUAAAUAUUAGUUAACUUGGGUGAAAUGUCUUGGGCAUAUUCUUUUAGGAACCAGGAUGGGAUAGAGUCAGGUCCACAAGCUUUGUUUGUUUUCAAUGACAGUAACUGCUUAGUGACACCGGAGAUGGAAAUACUGAUAGGUCUUAUUGCUGGUUUAGGAUUAUCACGUACUGCUGGUAUAUUUGCAAGAUUUUCGUCAGUGAAAACAGAAGAAAACUGCUUAUUAAGGAUUUCAGACUUAGUUUGUCCAUCACUAAUUAAUUUUCCAUCAAUUUCCAAAUCUGCUACUCCCAGGUUAUCCUGCUUUAGUUGCUUCACAUAAGACCAAAAACGCUUUGGGUUUUCUUCAAUCGCGUCGCCAAGGUACUCUGACACAUAGAUAUCUCUGGCAGUUUUCAAGUUCUGGUGUAACCUUUUCCUAGCAGCACGAAACUGGUGCCAAUGUGUUGGAUUUCCAGACUUCUUGGCUCUGUUGUAUAAUCUUUGUUUUGCUCUUCCUUCGCGUCUUAAUGUGCGAUUAAACCAAGGUAGGUUAUGCCGGGAGGUAGUCAUCUUAUGUGGGAUGUGGGUAUCCAUAAUGCGACGUACACUAUAUUCAAACUUAUCCCAUUUCCUGUCAACAAUUUCGUGUUUGGUAUUUUGUAUGAGAUCAUUAGAAAGUUCUUUCAGCUCUUCUUUUAUACGGAUACAAUUAGCUCGUUUUCUACAAUAGAUCUUACGUUUCACAUUCCGUUUCUUUUUGCAAGACGGUCGCACCCUGAAAAGUACCAUGUCGUGAUCACUUAUUCCAGGUAUAAUUGUUACAUUGCGCACAAGGUUUUUGUUGUUAGACAAUACAAGGUCUAAAAUAUUUUGUAUUUCCCCUUGUCGUCUUGUGGGUUCUUGGACUAGUUGGGUUAAAUCAUGUUCGUCUAUUAUUUCGAGUAAUCUUUCGGAUGUCUUGCAUGUACUGGAAGUUUCGGGAUUUUGCCAAUAAUCUCUCUAGCUAUAGUUUGCCUUGAUAGCCCGUCUUGUUUCUAUUUAUUAAUCUUUGUCAGCACAAACGUGCACACAAACAUGACAUUAUCUGAUGAAAAUAAUUGACGGUGAAUAUCUCCUCCCCCUAGUGAUAAUAUGUGACAGUAAGUUGUCACUCCCCCACCUCCCAUCGACUUUCAACCAAAACUUCCUUUCCCCACAAAAUAAGUAACCAGUAUUCAGAGAGUGUGUCCUUGAGCAAAUCCAAUCUUCCUCUAGUACUGUCAAUCCCUUUGAAGUUUCACAUAUUUGCCAUUUAGGUGCUUGUUCAUCCAAACUAUUGAUCAGAGAUCCUUUUCCUAAGGCAGUGUAUAUAUGCAUGUAGAAACAUCAAGUCUUAUAAAAAAUUGGUUUUCACGAUUGAUAGAUUAUAGAAUAAUCCAAUUAGUUACUUGUAUAAGCAUUUUCUUGUUUAACUUUAGUCUCUCUGUCACAUGGAAAUGCAUGCGAUACCCCAUUUUGUGUGGCAAUAUGUGCCUUGGUCAAACACCUUGGUAAUCCCCCAAAGGGUUAGUAGCUUACAUCACUGAAUCUAACAACGAAUGGCGGGGUCACCACAACAGUAUAAACCAAUUACUGUGGGACCUGGUUAACAAAUAUGACAAACUAUAUAUAAAAUCGAAAUCUUUGAACAAUAAGGGCCAUGCUACACGAGGCAACCUCCGCUUGUGUGUUCAGUAAGACGAUCUGUGAUACGGAUGUGAGAUGAUGUAUCUCUAGUAGGAAUUGUGCAAUUGUAUUCGUGUAAUGUGUACAGCUCAAACGAGCGUAAAAUGUUAUGCUCAUGCGAUAUUUCAUGAUAUUUUACUCCAGCAUAUCCAAGAGAUCCUCCGAAGAACGACAUUGCAGUAUACAGAUCAGCUGCUACAGACAACUUAGCUGGACAACGCUAUAAUGUCAUGAGCCACCAUAGCAAAGCUUUUGAGACUGAUGCCGGGGUAAAGAAUGAUGUCAUCAGUGAGAACAAUAAAAUGGAUCAUCGUAAAACACAACACUUUACAAGAGGAAAGGUAGGGAAAAUUUCACCAAUGCCUGGUUCUCUUCUGCAUGCAUGGAUAGAAAAUUACAGAGGACGGGAAGAGAUUUUCUUGGGUGGUGAGCGGGAUUGCCUCAUUUCUUAUAAUUUUUGGCCUGGAAAUUUUAAUCUUCAAUGCAAAGCCGGGAACAGAAAUUUAACUUUAUAAUACUAAAAUGUCAGUAGGUUAAUUGUAACAUACAGAACCUGUAGUUAGCUUAUUACCAUCACUGAUCGAAUCCACUGUCUACCUAUUUUACAGAAUGCCACUGAAUUCGAUCUUCAUUAAAUUGAACCUGAAAUUUUAGUUCAAACGUUUACGUAGUAUCAGUUUUCCAUUGCGAAUUAACAGUCAAACAUUUUACCUGAAUUUUCUAAUUCUCGGAAAUAUUUUGUCCACAGAUUCCUGGAGGAUCAAAAACCAACACAAUGAUUUAUGGCGCAGAACAUUUUGCGAAAAAUUUAACGCAACGACGAAGAAAGGAAAACGAAGAUAACGGAUUUUUGUACGGAUCAAGUGCUGUGAGAAGAUUUGAAAAUAAAAAUCCCGGGAGGCGUCUUAAUCAUAAUUUGCUGCUGGGUGACCUCACGUAAGUCUUAUACUUAAACCUUAUUCACCCCUGCAGAACUGAAUUCUGUCGGUGAUUUCUCUCCUCCUGGCUAAUGUGAUCGAAUGCAUGACAUGCAAAAGACUUAGAAUUGUUUACUUCUAAAAAGCGACUCUGUACUUUUGUGUGCGCGUUCACUCAUUUGCAUCCGUCAGAAACACAAAAUCGCCGACAAAAUUGCUAGUGUGAACCAGGCUUUAGUUAUACGUAAAGCCGUUAGUUAUUAGGACGUUUUUGAUUGACGGUGUGGUGUGUCGUGCGUGGUAAUUUGAAUUACAUGGAAAUAAGAAAAGAUAUCUUGAGUACGUUGAGUACCUUCAAGGAACAUAGCUAAAGCCUAAACCUACAAGGAUUAUGUUCCUGCGAUAUAAUCUCAAACAGUCGGUUUCAGUGUAGGUAGCGACGAUAACAACUAACAAGACAGGCCGUCGCCAGUUCCAGCUGCGUUUAUAAUAAAUGACGUGGUACUCACUUGGAUUACAAACCCUAAGAACAGCAUUCAAAUAUUAAUACCACCAAGUGAAGUGCAAGAAACCAGAUCAUUCAAGUCCUCAGGCACAGCAUUUUCAGAUCUAUAUACAUAUUAAUUUGACAUAUUCCCUAUCAUAUAGAGAUGGACAACGAGUUCGGCAUCGUAAACUUGCUGUUGAAGAAGGUAUGCAUAGGUUACAAAUAUAAAAUCAUGACCCUUUUGGUCAAUUUUCCAGAAUUUUUGGUCUGACAUGGAAAGUGCCCUAAAAGUUAAAUUAAUUAAAGCAUAAUAAAGAAACUCAAAUAUAACCUCUUGUUUCAUGUAUUUUGUUCAGAUAACUAUUUAAGCAAACAUUACGAGCGAAGGACACAGCAACAGUCGCAAGUAGCAAAUGAGAAAAAGAAGGUAGAACAUUGUUUUGCUACAUUUUUUGAGUAAUUGUGGUUAGUUUAACCAUGGAUGAUAAAAUAAAUUUAUUUUAUUAUCCAUGGUUUAACUUAUGUAGUUCUAUAAGAGAUUUUGUUGUUUUUAUCAGGCAAUUAUCCAAACAAUUAAAGUAAUAUUAGUAAUUUUCGUUUACUUAAUUCUGAGAAAAAUAAACACAUUAAAAUCGGUGGGAAAAGGUGGCCGGUGGAUCAGUUGGGAUAGCAUGCGGAAAUUCAAUAGUCAUGCGCUUGAUGAUUUUAUGCCCAUUUGAGUGGUAAUUAAAAUGGACUGAUUCUUUCAAAUGACAAAUGCCGGUGAUUAUCUCUAAUUCCCUCUCAGUGGUAAAUGAGUAAUUCAGCGUCCUAAUACUAGCAGCAGCGCCCUAAUACUUUACAUCAAUACUGCUUAUAUACUGUGAAAGAAAAAGGGGCAUGCUGGUUUCCUCUGAGGGGUGUAUUUUUUGCAAACGUUUCAAGUUUUAAGGUAAUUUAUUGGUCGAUUUUGGGACUUCGACUAUAGACGUUUUUGAUUUUGCAUGAAAGUGGUUUUGCGAAGUUUAGAAUUAAUUGGAAGUUUGGAACAGCUACUGUAUAUGUUCACAUGUGAAAAGACUUGCGACAUUAGUUCAAAACAUGUGAAAUCAUGUUGUGGAAAAUUUUAAGGGUUGCAAGGGAUUGUGAGAUUUUUAGUCAUUUUCUAGAAGGGAUUUUUCAGUACUUUUGCAGAAUUUUUCAGAUUUUGAGAUUUUAGGGACUUUGCAAAUACUGGCAAAUUCCGGAAUUGUUUGAGUUUUUUUUUAUUUUUAUUUUUGGAGUAAUACACUGUCCGGUCCGUCCCUACUUUUCGUAACUAAAAUACUAACUUUCUUAAAAGGAUUUUGAAAUGCUGAAGAGUUACAACCCUUGGGGAAAACCUGGAGGCGGAGCUCCUAGAGUAAGUGUACCACUAUCUUGUACGUUAUUCCUAUUUAGCAAGUCGUACUCGUACGUACGAUGGAUUUGCAAGACUUACUAAAAUUGAUCUUGAAGAUAACUUGGAACGUUUUGGACACCCAUUGUAUUACAAUAUUAUAGUUGCAUUAUUCUAGUGCAUAUUAAAGAAGCAUCUUUCUAUAUCCAGGGUUAUAGGAACGAUGAAGUGGACGCUAACGUGACGAAACAUGUUCGAAAAUUGAAACAGGAAGUAAGUAUCUUGAUGUGUAAAAUAUUUUAAUAAAUAUUUUACGUUUUUAUGGUAAAAUUAAGUCUGAAAGUGAGAGAAGAGUGCUUUCAGUCCGAUUCUAUCAAACACUAAGGCUUUUCUCCGGGUACUCGUACUGUACAUUAAUAACCCAGUACUGUAGGAUCAGGGUGGAGUGGAAUACUGAAUAUUCAGAAUAUCGAAUAGUAGGUUUUAUUAAACUUGUUUGAAUAUGUAUAUUUCUGGUAAGGAUAUAUGAAUAUUUUUAGUUUGCAGGAAAGUUGAAGGUAGAACUAUUGAAUAUUGUAGGCAGAAAUAUUAAUGAAAAAAUAUUCCGCUUGUACCUCCGACUACAUGGAGAACAUAGUUUAGAAUUAUAGUUUUAGAAUUUUAUAUACUUAACUAUAAGUUAAUUUUAUGUUGUUCUCUUCAGAAUGGCAAGCCAGCUGGUGUCGGUGGAGGAGGCUCUCCAAACAGAACUACGUCCGGAACUGUUGUUACAUCAUUAAAAAUGAAUCCUGAAUUAAGAUUUCAAGCUGCUCAAUACAACACAGAUCCUGAUCCACGACUGGUAUACGAGUGCAACAUUAUAUACAGCCUAUUAACUCAUGCAUGCACCGGAUUAUUCAAUCCCAUUCUAGCAUGUUAGAAUAAAAAGUAAGGGCAACAUGCGAUCGCUAUUAACUAACAUGUCGUUUUAUUUCUAUAGCGAUACAAACCAAAUUAUUCCUAUGGCAAAGAACUAGGUAUGUUCUAUAGUGGUAAUAUUGCAAAUUAUACAUGAAUAAGACGCCUGCAUGCAUGGUGCAUCAUAUAACUCCGCAACAGAAGUCAUAAAAGUAUUUUGAAAUGCAUAUAGGAAUAAGACACUUAAUGGUCUGGUGUUACAGCAGUAGCAAUGCAAAUUUUUUUCCUCAGAUGCUCAAGUCAACGAAUCAACAAACAGAAGAAUUCUGGAGAAAAAGAAAGAAAAGGAAGAAGAUAUCAAAAUGGUAAAAAAGCGUUGAAAAUAGACUUCAUACAUGUAUUACUUUUUUUACGAUUUUUGAUUGGUAAACUCUCCAUGCAUGUAAAGUUUUCAGACCACAUUUUACAUACAUAAUACUCUAGAAACGAAUUUAAUAAGGGAAAUAUACCUUAAAGUCAGGUCUUGUUAACCCUAUAUAUAAUCUCAUUAAUAUAUAGAUUGAAACUAAUCCUUUUGGCAACCGUGAAGUCAACCAGAUCAAAAGAAAAGGUACUUUUGUUAAUUUUUAUCGGAAGCUGAUUGUAUAAGACUCUUAACUACUUUUUAUUUAUUACCCGUUUUGUAGGUCUUAAUCACAUAAUUAAGGAUUUAACGUCUACUAUUUUAAACGGUAGUUAAAGUUAAUCAUACAAAAAGAAACAGAUUCCGAAAAAUAAGGUCAUCUUGAAAUUCAAGAUAUGAAAUAAUUCAAGAUAUGACGAGUGUAUGUCGUCUUGUUUUAAUUCAUAUCUUGAAUUUCAAGAUGACCUUAUUUUUCGAAAUUUGUUUCUUUUUGUAUUUUCUUAAAUUGUCGGCUGGCCGUGGUUUUUGAAAGUUAAUCAUAGUUGGCUUUAUAAGUCACAUUAUCUCGAUGGGUAACAACCAGGAUUUCUAAAUUGAGAAUCGAAAUACGUUGCGAUACCCAAAAAGGAUAAUCAUUUGAGCCGGCCAUUAGUGCCUUAAUUUGAACCCUAGUCUAACCCCGAUUCUAACCUCUAACCCUAAUCUAAUCUUAAUCUGAUCAUAAUCUAACCUUAAUCUGACCCUAAUCUUAAUCUGAGCCUGACAAAUUUUUUUUAAUUUAAGGCUUGUGGUUUUGUGUUGGUUUGGAUGGCUCACAUUAUCAUCCUUAUUGGGUAUCGCCUGUAUUUCUCAAUUUAGAAAUCCUGGCUGUUACCUAUUUAGAUAAUGUGGCACGGGUGAUUUUAUACAAUCGGACUCAGAUCGUUAUAUAGUGAGAGAAAGUUUAAUACUCGUACAAAUGCCAUGCGCUCAUUCAUUAUUUUGCGUUUUUGCAGAUGCAACACAACCAGCAUCGUUAACAAAUGUAAGUUAAAGACUUAAAAGGAUACAGAAAUAUUCUUGUUGUUCCCAAAAAACGAUAUAAGCUCCGUAUACGCCAAUAAUGUGAAUUAUCUUGAAGAAGACAUAUGGUAGAAGACAUAUAAUAGAAGUGUGUUUUGGUUCACAAAAUGAUGAAUAAUGCUCGAUAUGAGCAUAUAGGAUUAUUUUGAACGCAGACUUCACCACUCCAUCCCUAACUGCCUAAGCCUAUUCAAACAACUUAACAUCAUUCCCAUAGACGAUAUCAUCCGUCAACACAUCCAUUUAAAAACCUUCAACUGCUUACACGAAAUCAAUCCACCUUGUUUCAACACGCUCUUAGAAAAGCCGAAACACCACUACUCUACAAGGACACUAUAUAACAAAACAACAACUUGUGUCUUCCCAAAACCAGAAUCAACGCGGGUAAACGAAGGUUUUCGUACCUGGCUCCUUCCUUGUGGAACAAAUUUCAAAACGUGGCAAAGAAACUCACCUCACGUAUAGCCUUUAAAAGGUUCUGUAAAGAACACUAUCAGAUCAAAUUAGCUAGGUCAACUGAACUAAACAUUCAAAGAUUAUAUUAGGAACUUUUAUAUUUUUUAAUUAAUUCUAGAUAUAUUUGUCGAUAGGUAUAGUUUCAAUUUUGUGUGAUUGUGAUGUAUGUCAGUUAAUGUCCGUAAUGUCUGCAUGUAAAUAAUGUAUUAAUGUGAUUUUAGAGGACCAGAUUGGAAACAAGCGGUAGCUUUAUCUGUUAAUCCUCGUUAAAUAAAGUGUUAUGUAGUAUUUAAAACACGAGAAGGAGUGUUUUAUCAUAUUUAAUAAAACGCGAGGUGCAGCCGAGCGUUUUAGAUAUGAUAAAACGCGAGUUCGAGUGUUUUGAAUAGCUUAAAAUACGACUACAAAAGAAUGCGAAUUAGGAUGAACAAUUAUAUAAUCAUACUAAUUAGGAUGAAUAAUUAUAUAAAGAAUACUAAUGAAGAUGAGUUUUAUCAGAUAUAAAGUCACUCCAUGUGACAUGUUAUGGCUGACAUGAUUCGCCACAAGGUUUAUGAAUUUUUAAUGAGUAUUUUAAUAUUAUAUCAUACAGAUAAAAGUAAAUAGUAGAGUUUUCCUCCAAAAGGUUGCCACUACAGCCUGUUCCAUCCAGGAGCCGCCUGAUGAUUCCUUUUGAAUGAAACAAGCUGUAGUGGCAACCUGUUGGGGGCAAAAGCAGUACUGAAGAUAACUGUCGAUGACAUAUACUCUUUGCAUGUCUUACAGGAAGGGACGUAUGACCCAUGGGGUAAAGGAUAUGGUGGAGUACCUGAGCGAAAAGAAAAUGGAAAGAUUAUGAGAAAUCGACAACAUCUAAAUGAUAAAUUCAAGGUCAAUGAAAAUAGAUGUCUUGUAGUCCUAUAAUCAUGCCUCCUAAAAUAAUGAUAAAGUUCACCAAAUCUAAUUUUUGUUUCAUGUAACAGAACGAACAUUCUUGGGAUAGUACUGAUGGUGUAUCCCUGCAAAAGGAGAAUGUUAAUCCAAGAAAGAAAACAACGCUAGCGAAGAACACUUGUGGACGUAAGUAUGUUAAACUAUCCUGCAUUUGCUGGCUUUUCACCGAAAUCGCCCACAAUUUUCUACGUAUUUAUAUAUAACUGAAAGAUUAUUGCCGAUGAUUAUCGUAUUGUAAAAGAACAAUUAUACAAAUAUACAACGAUCAAGUCGAGCAUUACUCUACUUUGAAAAUCACGUAUAGGCAUGCUUAAUUAAAACUGCGACACUGUAGAUGCCCAAAACAUUUGCAAUGUUGUUAAUUAAUUAAUUAAUUAAUUAAUUAAUUAAUUAAUUAAUAUGUUGUAUUUAAAAUAUAUAUAAUGAUGCAUGUAAACAAUAUGUUGAAACAAUGUUACAAUCAUGUUGUGACAAUGUUGUGAUAAUGAGAACAAAAGGGCAAUUUGUCAACUAGUCUCCCAGAGUGCAAGGUUUUGCUAGUUCCUGGGACCUCAGAAUUCAAACUUUUCCCAGGGAAGAAUGCACACAGAAUAACCAGAUCCCCUAGCCUACUAUGUAGGAUGAAAAUCACGAGGGCCCGAAAUUAUGUUUUGCUCCGGGUCGAUCCGCAUGUGUCUCUAGGUAGCCCUACUAAUUUUUGUCUAAACAACUUGGCCUUGGGUCUUAGUAUUCUUUUGCUAACAGUCCCUUUUCAUCUAUAGAUGAAUGUUUGUUCGUUUGCUUAUUUAUUUAAAUUACCCUGUCAUAUAAAACUUCUCGAACUUGUCUUUACUAGAAACUUAUAUUCAUGAAGUUAGUCCUAAAGGGAGCCCAUACAAUCCCUGGGGCAGACCCGGUGCUGGAGCUCCGUUAAAAGACAAACAAGGAAAUGUAAUGACGAAUACAACUGGAAAGUUAGCCAACGAUAACAUGGUAGGCUGGUGUAUUCAGAUUUCCCAAAUUCGAUUGGAUUUAGUCCCCCAUACUACACAGUGUACCGUAGCCUAGGAAACUUUUCUUUGCCUGGAACCUUGAUAAUACAGGUCCGGUGAUCGGACAAUAGCCUUGUUCCCUUGCACGAACUUUUUCCUUUUACACCUGAAUUUAGUAUUGUUGUUUCGAUCUCUUCUUUUGUCAUCCUAGAAUUGUGACAAAUUUGAAUAACGCUCAAGUAAAAAUUGAGUAACGCUCUGUACAGCCUGAAUUCUAUUUGGUCAUGGCUGUGAAAACAAUCUGGACACAUCUUGUCUUUUUCGUUUCUAUACAAAUCAUUCUUCUACUUAUCGCAAAAAGCAAUACACUAUUACACCACAUGCAAGCAAAUAACGGAAACAUGGUAUAACAACAGUUCUCUCCAUUUGUUUAAUAUUUGUUUUCUACAGGGAAGUUCAGCGCAGUUGAAAAGAGAUCCAGUAAGAAAGAAGGAGUAUCUGAAGAGUUUAGGUAAUGAGGAUUUCGCUUCAUGUAAAGCAACGCGUUACAAUAAUUAUUCCAAACUAGCACUCCAUUGUAGUACAAUGCGAUCUGCGGUCCUGCUAUUGAAAUUGUUUUGGACAUCUCAUGUGUAUAUCUAAGAUGGUUGAAGGGUCUUGUAGAUGGAAAUUAUCGAGUGGAAAUUUAUAUACAUUUAUUAGACCUAAUCAGGAACAGCUGCGAAAAAUACAUGCAACUAUAGGUCACUGGCAGGAGUCGAACCUGUGAUUCCGGUGCAGCGCUCUAACCAACUGAGCUACAGAGGCCAGUUGUCGAGCUCUAACCACAAGUUCAUGUAAGAUGAUGUUUUCUAAUAUUAUAGUGAAGUUUGAUUAUGCUGUGAACUUCACAACACUGUUUUGUUUAUUUCUAUUAGAGCAACAACAUCAGGAGUUAGAGGUUUUACGUGAAGAAGAACGAACCAACUAUAUGAAACCUGUAAGUUAGAUCAUGGAUUUGUAAGAAAAUUAUGGGUCGGCUGAGAUCAGUCUGCUAUCGCAGACUAUUGCAUGGGCAGCUGACUCCAUCCAAAACUUUCUAAUUGGGUGCAUUUUAAUCACCGUUUAUUUUUUUCAUAAUUCGGACAGGACAGAGUCGGUGUCGUAAAUUGGCUACGUCAAGGAAAAGUUGGCCAACCAAACUACGACUCUCAAACAAAGGAAAUCAGAGCUAACCCUAAAGCUACAUCUGAUGUCACUCGCGAGGUAUUUUAGGUUAAAUCUUUCGACAUGCUGAAACCUCCGACGGCUCCGUCUGCAUGUAUAUCAGUUCACUAGUGUACAGGGGCGUAGGAAGCACCUGGAGUUUGGGGGGGGCACCGGCUUGUAGGGGCACAUUACUAUCGGAAAGGGCACCUAAAAAAUUUUUCCCGGAAAUGUUGUCGACGGGGGGGGGAGAGAGAAAUUUCUCCUGAGGAAAAUUUUCCGUCGUAUCAUACCGAAAUUUAUGUUUGUGACCUAAUUUUUAAAAAAAAAUUGUAAAUUUCCACACAAAAACGACACCGAUUGUAUUAAUUUAGUAUUUACAGCGACAUUAGCUUCUACAAAAGGGGCACUUUUCCUCACAAAAAAGGGCACUUUUCAACACAAAAAGGGCACUUUUUAUCACAAAAAAGGGCACUUUUAGUCCUUUAAAAAAAUUGGGGGGGCACGUGCCCCCCGUGCCCCCCGCUUCCUACGCCCCUGCUAGUGUAUCGAAGCGUUGCAUGCAUGUCAGUUUUUAAAAUAAAUUUAUUCAAUCGGUUUGGGGAGUUUCAGACACAUUUGAAUCAACCGGUUUAUUGAUUCUUCAGACGAUUUGAUUAAACACAAGUUAAAUGGACAGUUAAGCCAGUGCCGUUAUUCCAUCAUUUAUUAAUUAUGUUUUAUUGCACAGAAACUUCAAAUUCGGCGGUUAAUAAACGACAACAGCAAAUGUUACUAUGACGAUUUGCAAGAAAUGGCCGAUGAGAGGAAUAGAAGAAGACAAAUAGACAGGGCAAAAGAACGAGAAUUAUCAUUUGAUGUAAGUUCACUUUUUUCGUUUUAGUAACGUUUUCCUUAAAACAAUGUAGAGUAACUGGUAUGAACCGAGUUUCACUGAAGUAUUCCAAAACCUUAUAUUGGAUAUAUACACUUUUUAUACCUAACCAUCAUAACAUAAAAUGAUAACUGCAGGGCCGUAGCGAGGGGGGGGGGUAUUGGGGGGUGGCUAACCCCCCCCCCCAACUUUUGUAGAAUUAACAUAUUCGGAAAAUCGGGUUGGCCAUUCGGAAAAUUACGGCAAUAAUAGUAUAUGCUUUUUGUACGAAAAUCAUGAGAUUCAGGCAAUUUAUAGCUAAUAAUUGACUUUUGGUAUGUCCGGAAAAAAUUUUUGACCCUUAAAAUGGUACACUGACCGAAAUUUUUUUGGCGACGGGGGGCAUGAAAUAUUCGGAAAUUUUCUUCGUCAUUCGGAAAUUUUUGGCCUACCCCCCAACUAUACAUGCUAGCUACGGCACUGUGAUAACUAUCAUAACAACUGCAAACGACUAAACCAUUUAAUCAAUUUUUCGACAAAAAACCAAAUGUUUCAUGAAUCAACAUCUUAGAGUGUUGUUUAAUACAGCCAGAGUCUCGCGAAUAGCGCCUGGUUUUGUAAAUAUUAACUUAGAUCAACGAAAAAGUUGUCAACUAAUCCAACAAACGUUUGGCCCAUGUCCUAUAAUAUGGUUUGAUUAAGUUUUUAACUUUUUAUCAAAAUAAAGUUAAUGAUGUUUUCAAUAUUUUACAGCAGAAUCGUUUCUUAGAUAAUUCGAUGUAAAAAAUGUUCGUGUUACUAAAUCAGAAAUACCUAUAUUGAAAUUAGAGGGAGGGGGAGGGGUAUAUGUGUGCAGUGAGGAUCCUCAAUAUGAUUCUUCAAUGCUGAAUAUCGUGCUAACAUUUUAUACUUUACUGUUAGCACAUCAAGACAAUGAACGACGUGUGGGGACGACCUGGUGGUGGUGCACCCAUGAUGAAACUUAAAGAUCAAAUUAUAUCACCAAGAAAACAUUCAGGUAAGUUUUAUUUUUCUUCCCAGCGAUCGGGAUUCAUUCCUGCAGUUGUUGUUGGCAGUCAUCUUAAAAAGAUACUUUCAAGUAACAUGUUUUCCCUGUUUUUGUAGAUGAACUUAUACCAACAGAGAGAUCAAUCUUCAGAUGAGAAAAUGUUAUUGCGGAGAUAAACAAUGCGCAGUUCCAGGCUAUAUCUCAAAUUUGUAUUCGAUGAACGUGUUUUAUAUUUUUAUAAA